AUGUCGGAGUCUCAGCCUGGCGCAUCGUCCACGACGAGUAACAAAUGCGAUAGCGGUUUCAUUCCUGGCGACGACACAUUCACGCAAUGGCGCAAUAUCUUUUCCAUAUUGAUGGGAAAAAUGACCGAUGAGGGAAAGGAACAGUUCCGGGUUGCGCGGGAUCUUCGAAAUGAAGCUGCGGAUUGCAAACGCUGUGAAGAUCAAAGGGACUAUUUAUUACAAUAUAGCCCAGUCAUCCGGUAUUUAAGCGAUAAUAUUCGACAGCUUGGAGGCGAUCUUCAUAGUCAUAACAUCUAUUGCCGCCGCUGUACAAACAGGAAAGCCGGGGGCUUCGAUCCAGAAUAUGGUAUCUUGCUCUGCGCAAACGAGAUGAAGGACCAAGGGCAUUUGGAAGAUACAAUGGCACACGAGAUGAUCCAUGCUUACGAUCACCUGCGAUUUAAAGUGGACUGGUCAAAUAAUCUUCGACAUGCAGCUUGCACAGAGGUAUUAUGA
Molecule: messenger RNA, 495 nt
Organism: Aspergillus clavatus NRRL 1
Lineage: Eukaryota; Fungi; Ascomycota; Eurotiomycetes; Eurotiales; Aspergillaceae
Product: mitochondrial inner membrane protease ATP23
Exons: 2
Coding region: 1-495 (164 amino acids)
Biological process (GO): mitochondrial protein processing; mitochondrial proton-transporting ATP synthase complex assembly
Cellular component (GO): extrinsic component of mitochondrial inner membrane
Molecular function (GO): metalloendopeptidase activity
Source: RefSeq, a predicted model, not a curated record